Molecule: messenger RNA, 7344 nt
Organism: Haemorhous mexicanus (house finch)
Lineage: Eukaryota; Metazoa; Chordata; Aves; Passeriformes; Fringillidae
Gene: MCF2L2
Product: MCF.2 cell line derived transforming sequence-like 2
Exons: 32
Coding region: 257-3778 (1173 amino acids)
Biological process (GO): intracellular signal transduction
Cellular component (GO): cytoplasm
Molecular function (GO): guanyl-nucleotide exchange factor activity; protein binding
Source: RefSeq, a predicted model, not a curated record
CGGGGAGUUCAGGGUGGAACAGGGCCAUGUCUGUGGAGUAGACUUCACUGCUUCAAAGCCUGAAAAAAUGCCAUAGUGGGAGGCCAAAUGCAGUGACUUAAUAUGGAACCUGAAGUGGUAAGGAGCAGGCUGUCAGCCUGAGCAAACCUGUGGCAAGCUCUGGCAAAUCCACUGGAGCUGGUUUAUGUAAAGCUCUCUCUGAAAUCACAAGGCAAUAGAUGAAGUUAAUAGGCUGAAGAGGAGACUCUAUGAAAUCAUGCAGCAGGAGAUACGGCCGCUGGUAGCAGUGGAUAUAAUAGAGCAGCUCCACAGGCAAUUUGCAAUCCUGUCAGGAGGAAGAGGGAAGGAUGGGGCACCCAUUAUAACCUUUCCAGAAUUUGCAGGAUUCAGUGAGAUACCUGAUGAUGAUUUUCUGAAUGUGGUCACUUAUCUAACCAGCAUUCCCAGUCUGGAGGCUGCCAGCAUUGGAUUCAUCAUCAUCAUAGACAGACGACGGGACAAAUGGAGUGCAGUCAAGGCAUCCCUGACACGAAUAGCAGGAGCAUUUCCAGGAAACCUGCAGCUGGUGUUUGUCCUGAGACCCUCCCGCUUUAUCCAAAGGGCAAUCGCUGACAUUGGCAUUAAACUCUAUCGAGAUGACUUUAAAAUGAAGGUACCGAUCAUCAUGUUAAAUUCUGUCUCUGAUCUGCAUGGCUACAUUGACAAGAGCCAGCUGACCCGGGAGCUGGGAGGGACCCUGGAGUACGGCCACAGCCAGUGGAUCCAUCACCGAACGGCCAUUGAAAACUUUGCAAUGACAGUAAAAACAACAGCACAGAUGCUACAGACCUUUGGAACAGACUUAGCAGAGACUGAACUUCCCAACGAUGUGCAGUGCACAGAGGAACUUCUCUCCUCACACACCGAGCACCACAGCAAGCUGAAGGAUGAGCUGAAGCUCGCAGUGAAGCAGGGGGCCACCUUACUGACAUGCAUCCGGGAGCCAGUCACCCGAAGUGCCAACAGCAAACUCAGUCCAGAUGAACUGGAAAAUGUGGCCACAGUGGAAAGGUUGUUGGCUCAGUUGGAUGAAACAGAAAAGGCUUUUGAUCAGUUUUGGACCAAGCAUCAUCUAAAACUAGAACAGUGCCUGCAGCUUCGACACUUUGAACAUGAUUUUAGAGAGGUAAAAUUGACAUUGGAUAACCUCAUGGAAACACAAGCAGGUUUUGCUGAUAUUGGAGACAGUGUGACUCGAGUUGAGAACCUCCUCAAGGAACAGAAACAUCUCGAAGAGAAAGGACAGGAACCUUUGGAGAAGGCCCAGUCUCUGGCUCUCCAUGGAGAACAGCUCAUCCAAAACAACCAUUAUGCAAUUGACUCCAUUAGACCAAAGUGUGUUGAACUCAGGCGAAUUUGUGAUGACUUUACCAACGAGACCAAGAAAAAAUAUGAUAUUUUGGGAAAGUCUCUUGAGCUGCAUAAGCAGUUAGAUAAGGCAAGCCAAUGGUGCGAAGCUGGAAUCUACCUCUUAGCUUCCCAAGCUGUGGACAAGUGCCAGUCACAAGAGGGAGCUGAAACUGCACUCGUUGAAAUUGAGAAGUUCUUGGUAACAGCUAAGGAACACCAGCUCUCCAGCCUGAAGGAAUUCUACAAUCAGUUUGACAUGAUCCUCACCCCGGAAAUAAAGGCCAAUGCCCAAAGAAUUGUACAAAAACUCGAAGAUGUGCAAGAAAUGUUUGACAAGAGGCAAGUAAGUCUGAAGAAGCUGGCAGCCAAACAGACCCGGCCAGUACAACCUGUUGCUCCACAUCCUGAAUCUUCCCCAAAGCGAGCAUCACCAAAGAUUACCAGACCAGCAGCAGUAGCUACCAACAGGAGGUCUACAGAAAUUUCCUGCCCUCCAAAGACUGUUUCUGAAGUAGAGUUAUCAAAAAAGAAAAGCAUUAAGAAGACAAAAGGUGGAAUUAAGAUUGAAGUGAUGCAUGAAGCCAGUCAAGGAGGAUCCAGCAGAGUCCUGGUGACCAGUGAAAGUGAUGAGAACUUGUCAACAAGGAGGAGCCACAUAAUCAAUGAGCUGAUAGAAACAGAACGGGUUUAUGUGGAAGAACUUCAAAGUAUAAUAGAGGGGUAUGCUUCAGAAAUGGACAAUCCCAAUUUAGUACAUCUGAUUCCAUCUGCACUUCAGAACAAGAAGGAAAUUCUUUUUGGGAACCUCCCAGAAAUCUACUAUUUCCACAACAGGAUUUUCCUUAAGGAGAUAGAAAAUUGCAUUGAAAACCCUGAGCUUCUUGCCCGAUGCUUUUUGAAAAGAAAGGAGGACCUCCAAAUAUAUGAAAAGUACUGUCAGAACAAACCAAGGUCUGAAGCUCUCUGGAGACAGUGUGGAGACAGCAUCUUUUUUCAGGAAUGUCAGCGUAAAUUGGAUCAUAAGCUCUCACUUGAUGCUUAUCUCUUAAAGCCAGUUCAGAGAAUCACCAAGUACCAGCUGCUGCUAAAGGAAAUGCUGAAGUGCAGCAAGAACUCAGAAGGCACUGCUGAAUUGGAAGAAGCCCUGGCCACGGUGCUUGAUAUCAUCAAAUCAGUAAAUGAUUCCAUGCACCAGAUAGCAAUCACAGGAUAUGAGGGGGAUGUCAGUGAGCUUGGCAAGCUGUUGAUGCAGGGUUCCUUCAAUGUAUGGACUGACCACAAGAAGGGGCACAACAAGGUGAAGGACUUGGCUAGAUUCAAACCAAUGCAGAGACACCUCUUCCUCUAUACCAAGAUGCUACUUUUCUGCAAGAAACGGGAGGAGAACACCGAUGGUCAUGAGAAGACAGCUUCAUACAGCUUUAAAAAUUCAUUAAAGAUGAGCACUGUGGGCAUUACAGAAAAUGUAAAAGGGGAUAAUAAGAAGUUUGAGAUCUGGUAUAAUGGCAGAGAAGAAGUCUAUAUCAUUCAGGCAUCUUCUGUUGAGCUGAAAAACACCUGGGUUUCAGAGAUCCGCAAAGUCCUGACAGGACAGCUGGAGGCAUGCAGAGAAGCAAGUCAACUGCACCAAAGAAUCACUGAGAGUGUUUAUCAUGCACCAAUGGAUUCCUCCAAUGCAAGCAGGUAUGGCAGGAAGUCAUCGAGUAUAUACGAAAACAAAUCUGAGACAUCAAAUGUGGAUGCAUCCAACAACAAAAACAGGAAUUCCAGUCCCAGUGCCAGACAAAAGAGAGGUCCCCUUGUUCCUGCAGUUAAAGUCAAGAGACAUGAAAUAAAGAGUGACCCAACUCCCCUGGGGUUUGAAGAUGCUUUUGAGAACACCAUUUUGGCCCAGACUAAAUGUAAUGCUGGUUCCACCACGAGAUCCGUACCUAGAUCUGCUUCACAGACAGGUUGGCCCAGCAGACAAAUGCCUUCUCUAGACACAUUUGAAGAUUUUGAAGCCAUCCCUUCCAGCAUGGAUGAACUCUCUAACUCUUCUGAUUUGGAGGAAGAGACCAACCCUAAUAAUGGCAGCAAUCUCUUCCGGGUUGAAGGCAGUUUUGACAGCUGUUUCCCAGAUUCUCUUUCUCUCGAGGAUGGAGAUUUAGUGCAGUUUGUGCAGGAAGGAGAGAAUGGUCAAUGGUUAGUGAAGAAACUGGUCUCUGAGAAAAGCGACUGGGUUCCCUCCAGCAUAUUGCAGCCAGCAGAGGGGGACAGUAACAACAUAAUUAAGAGCAGCAAUGCAGACACGUACAACGAUUCCUGCAGCACAGCCUCAGUAGAGUCAGACACAAAGGAAGCUGAGGUGGCCAAAAGCUUCCCAGCAGAACAGAGGGCUGGCAGCUGAACAGCAGGACCAGCCUUCCUCAGGACCUCGUCCACCUGUCUUUAUCUUGGGUGGACACUGGAUCAAAGUUGCCUUUCUCACAAGCUCUGAGGUUCAUAAGUCACUAAAAUUUUAUCAACAUGAACAGAUGAGAACUGUGCUGUCCACCUGGCAAGCUGGGAAAAACAAACUUUAAAGGAGCAUUAAACAUCCAGAAAACAUCAAACCUACCUUCAGUAUUAGAGGAGAAAAAUGCUUCUCGCAUUGAUUAUCAAACUGUUUCAGAAGAUGUGGCCUAAAUUAGGUCAACAGCAGAGCUGAAGAGUGUCUAUGCACGCACCUUUUGGCAACUUUGCUUGAGCACCACAUCACUGCAGAGGGGCACGUGGUGGUUAUGAGUCCUUGCUCCACCCUGGGGUCACCUGGAGGUUUUUCCAUUUGCUUGCCUCUGGCUGUGCCUUCCCUGUCCUCCUUAAUUCCAGCUGAUACAUCAUCACAAAUGUGCCCUUUUUGAUAUCAGUCAACACCAAAAACACCCCGCUUGAGGGUGGCUGUGGAAAGGAGACUUCUGGCUGGGACCAUCAGAGAGGCUCCAUGCAGCAGUGACGUGUCCCCUCUGCAGUGGCCCAGCAGGGCCCUGCUGCACACAGCAUUCCACACCUGGCAUGGUGCAGGUGGCAGCUCCUGCCUGGGAGGUGCAGGGCUAAGCAGGGAAGUAAAGACAUGUAACAGCUACUGUGACAAAGAACACUCUGAACUCUUUUUACAGUCUAAGUCAUUCCUCUGCCCCCUCUACAAUCUCUGGUUGCUGGAUCACAGCCCUUUGCAUUUGGUGCCGAGAAUUCAGUUGAAUGCCAUUUACUGUCACAUGUUUUAGUAGACUGCAUGCUUUCCUUGUGUGCUGGGCUAUGAGUAGAUACAUUUCACCCCCCAUUUGGAAUAUACUUAAGCAUUGCAAAUAGGCCGUGAGCAUUAGAUGCUCCAAUGAGUGGAUAAAGUGUUGUUGUUAAAUACUUCUUUCCAGGACGUUUGAUGAAAGGACUGUACCAAAUCUCUGCCACAUAAGGAUGUAAUGUAUAAUAUAAAGUGAUUACAGAUGUUAUGAUUCCUAUACAAGCCAUUAGCUCAUUUAGAGCAGCUGUUAAGGCAUGAAGGCAUUUUGAUGGUAAUUGGGUCUUAGGUCCCACAAAAGCUGCUAGUACUGAUAAAUACUGCUAGUAAAGAUAAAUAGCUAAACUAGAUAUUUAAACUAGCUGCUAGUAAAAAUAAAUAUUGACUAAGAGUUGCGAACAGGCAAAGACCAGUCUGGUAAAAAAAUGAGCCCAGAAGAAGCUCAAGAGUGAGUGAGUGGCUUUCACUCUUAGGGAUGUUUUGUUUAACCCUCAGACUAGUGGUGCUUUAUAUAAAUAACAAAGGGCACUAAAAGCACUAGAAAUGGAGAUGAAGCAAACCAAAACCCACUCUUUACUAACUGAGCCUCUGAGUAAAGCAGUAGGUGUGUGUAUCAUUUCUGCUCUCACCUUUGCAGGGACUCGAAUGUUUUCUUUUGUGUCUCAGUGGAGGCAAGUACCUUAGUGUCCUGACUCCCAGGAUACCUGACUCCCACAGGUAUCCUGGGAGUCAGGACACCAGUGGAGCAGGCAGAUAGUCCUGUUUGAGAAAAAGCCUUGGAACAGGUAAAGGCUUAGACAGAUUUUUUUUUGCCUAUGAAGACUUAUUGCUUGAUUUUAAGUUGCACUGUGGUGAUUGAAUCCCAUGGCUCUUCUAAUCUUCCAUAUCUAAACUCUGUGACUUUUGACAUUUUCUGUUCAGGACUAAAAGACCUCUCUGGAAGCUAUUUUUGUUCUACUGAGGUAGGAGCUUGCCUGUUUGUGUUGGUCAUUUACCUCAAAAUUGACAUGUGGGCUCUCAGGAACACAAAUCCUCUUGGUCUACUGUGGUUAUCAGCAUCUUGCAGGAAGAAUUGCUUCCUUUCAGUCCCCUAAGGAAAUAUGCAGUGACAUUUUCUUAGAGUGCAAUUACUUUAUCCUCUCUCUAAAAUGAGUUCAUUUUGGUUUCUCUAUUACUUUCAGUAAUUUUUGCACAGGAAUGGUGCUGCUGUCUACCCCUGCCCUAAGCAUAGGAGAGGGAAGGGCUAGGGAGCUUUGAUUGCACAUGAGUAUAGUAAGCUUUUGUGUGUGGGGAAGAAAGAUAGGGAAGGGUUACCCUGAGUGUAUGAAACUGCCAGAUUGAAGAUUUGUGACAUUCCCGAUGCAUGGAAAGACAAAGGAGCAACCUUCUGGCUUUGCUGAUGAGACAAAAUGGGGUUUGAUGACUUUUUGAGUUUUUAAAAUAGUAUGCGGGACAGUCUUUUAAUUAGUGUAUUUCUGUCAAGCAAAGUGAUAAUUAAGGGAAUGACUCUCCAUGUACAGUCUAGAAGAUGAUUUGGUAAAGUCCAGCAAGACUAAUGUGUGUUAGGGUAGGCUUAUUCUGUCUGUAGGUCUUUGACACUAUCCUAUUCAGGUAGAUGGACCUAAAAAUCAUAGUUUUCAAAUAAGGAUUUCAUUUCAGUGCUGUUUGGAGAUGCUAUAGUGACCAUUUAGAAGUCAUUUAAAAGUAAUGGUUGUGACUAAGAUUUGGCUGUAGAAGACACCAGAUCCCAGGUAAAUCCGUGCUGCAGCAGCCCUUGCUGCUGGCCCUGUGCCUGGCUCUGCUCCUGGGCCUGGGCUGGCCACACCUGCCCUCCAGGCUGAGGGUUUGCCUGGGCUCUCUUCUCUUUGCUCUGCUGCUCUUCUGUGAAACUUCAUAAACUUCACAGCCUCAGAACUGCCUUUAAAAGUGCCCAUUCAGGUGUGGGUGGGCUGCUGAGUCCUUCCCUGGCACCAGUGGGGAACAGAGACGGGCGGUUGCUCGACACACAAGUCUUGCUUUUAGUAAACCAGGCAAGAAUAGAAUCAGGCCUGAUCCUCUCCUCUCACCUGGAACCCCACCAGGUGGAGAACCAGACCAGUGCUUGUUGUCUUGAACACAAACAGCUGCAGCCAAACCACAUCAUCUGAGCUCUGGCUUUUCUUGCCAGUGACAGCAAAGCUCUGUGUGUGUCAUGUUCUGGCCGUGUGUGUGAUGAGAAGCCAUUUUAUUAUCUAUGAUUUUCUUAGAGUCUUGAUAUUUCAAACAGGAUUGGGUAUGAGAAAGGCCAUGCGCUUCCUUUCCAAAAAUACUCAAAGACUUAAUAUAUAUAUAUAUAUAUGUGAUUAGAAAGAUAUAAGAAUAAUAAGGAAAAAGAUCCAAAAUGUGUAUUUCUUCUUGCAGCUGGACUGAAAUAGCUGCUAAGAUUUCCUCUCCCCAGCUGAGAAUUGGUACAGUUUGUUUUUCUUACAUGAUUUCCAUGGUGUUGAUAAUGAUGUAUUUGUAUAUUGUGACUGAUGAGAGAUAAUCAGACAGGAAAAGAGCACAGAAUUACCUGUCCUUUUUUCCAGACAAUACAGAAUGUAUGAGUUUAUUACAAGAAAAAAAGUGUGCAGAUGAACUUCCUGUAAUUAGGCCAUUCUGACCUGUGUAGAACCACACUUUGUUUGAAAUUUAUAAAAAUUAUAACUAGUACAAAA